Alexandromys fortis (reed vole) is the source of this 965-nucleotide messenger RNA. RefSeq names its product LSM1 homolog, mRNA degradation associated (gene Lsm1). Lineage: Eukaryota; Metazoa; Chordata; Mammalia; Rodentia; Cricetidae. Gene Ontology annotation, biological process: deadenylation-dependent decapping of nuclear-transcribed mRNA. Gene Ontology annotation, cellular component: P-body; Lsm1-7-Pat1 complex. The record is from RefSeq and is a predicted model, not a curated record. Bases 153 to 554 code for a protein of 133 amino acids. The transcript is spliced from 4 exons. Gene Ontology annotation, molecular function: RNA cap binding.
CACGCGAUACCGGAAGUGGGUGGGGUAACCUGAAAACGCUUCCGGCGACUAGCGGCAAUUGAGUUGUUGGUGAGCGGCGGGUUCCCGUCCGCGGCCCGCCGACGGGCGACUGGACGCCCUCGCCCACCGGUGCAGCUUUGCCUGAGUUCAAAAUGAACUAUAUGCCCGGGACCGCCAGCCUCAUCGAGGACAUCGACAAAAAACACUUGGUCCUACUUCGUGAUGGAAGGACACUGAUAGGUUUUUUAAGAAGCAUUGAUCAGUUUGCCAACUUAGUGCUGCAUCAGACCGUAGAGCGCAUUCAUGUGGGCAAAAAGUAUGGUGAUAUUCCUCGAGGGAUUUUUGUGGUCAGAGGAGAAAAUGUGGUCCUACUCGGAGAAAUAGACUUGGAAAAGGAGAGUGACACACCCCUCCAGCAAGUGUCUAUUGAAGAGAUCCUAGAAGAACAGAGGGUAGAACAGCAGACCAGACUGGAGGCAGAGAAGCUGAAGGUUCAGGCCCUUAAAGAUCGGGGCCUCUCCAUCCCUCGAGCAGAUACUCUGGAUGAGUACUGAGUCCUGUGCUCUAGAGAGCAAGGGCUCUCACCCAGUCACCGUUCACAUUUGACCAGACAGAGACUGUCAACGUGAAAACUGAUCUUAUUCUUUCACAUAUGCCAACAUGAAGAAAUCAUGUGAUUUUGUUUUUUUUAACAAAAUAAUUGUAUAUUUCAUUUUGCUUUUCUGUUUCAAACAGUUCAUUCUGUAGCCCUGGCUGACCUUGAACUCACUAUGUAGACCAGGCUGACAUCAGCUUGUGGGAUCACAGGUGUGCUCCACCAUUGCCCUGCUUUGUGGUUUAGAGAAACAGUGGCUUGUGGAGCUGAGAAUCACGUCUCGGUAUUGCUUUUCUUAUCUCAGAGUUUACAUUUCUUUUCAAAAGAUAUUUCCCUUUUACUGUAAAUAAAGAAUGAAUCUCUUGUGUCA